CGGGUGACGUCACGGACACUACGUCCAUGUUUUUAUACAGUCUAUGAGUUGAAGGAGCGUCACUUUGUCCCCACUGGUCCACAUACCCGCCCCCCCCGCAUGGCUUCACUUGCUGGUGUCUCAGACCGCGUCUCUAUAUCCCCAGUCCUGCACACCUUCAUGCUGGGGUCUCAGGCCUCUCACAGACUGACCAAUGACUGCCUGGAUUGUUCUGCCUGUCAGCCUGUCCGCUUUCUCCAUCACAGGGAUAUGGAUUGUUUACGCCAUGGCAGUUGUGAACCACCAUGUCUGUCCUGUUGAGAACUGGUCAUACAAUUUGACAUGUACAGAGGAAACGGCUAAGAGGGGCUUCCCAAAAACCUGCUGUACUCUUCAAGACAUCCCCCUCAUCAGUAAAUGUGGAUGCUAUCCACCAGAGAGCUGUCUCUUCAGUUUGACUGGCAAUGUUGGGGCUUUUAUGGUGGUUAUGGUGUGCAUGCUGCGUUAUGCUCAAGUGAUUGAACACAGCCAUCAUUGCUGGACCAACACAAGUGCUUUGGUGUCCGGCUGCAUUAAUGCCCUGGGUUUGGUCAUGGUGGGCAACUUUCAGGUCGAUCAUGCCAAGACGCUUCAUUAUGUGGGAGCGGGUGUAGCUUUCCCUGCCGGCUUGCUGUUUGCGUGUCUGCAGUGCGUUCUGACGUACCGUAUAGCAGAGACAGCGCUGGACUACUGGAUGGCUCAUGUGCGCGUGGCUCUCUCAGCUGGAGCUCUGGUUUCGCUUGUCCUCAGUGGUAUGUUCUUCAUCCAUGAAAGUUUUGUAUUGCAGCAUGCCGCAGCCAUCUGUGAAUGGGUCUUCACUGUCUUGGUCCUGGUGUACUACGGCACCUUCACCUAUGAGUUUGGCACUGUCAACAGCGAUACCAUGAUGGCGGCCUUAAUGAAGCGCAGUCAACAUCACCAUCCAGGGUCAGCGGUCAUCAUGGGGGGUAUCGGGAAGGGUGUGGCAAUGGGAUGUGGUGCCCGCAGUCUCAAGUCCCCCGGAGGCAGCAGCACUUCCACACACCUCAACUGUACACCAGAAAGCAUCGCCAUACUUUAGGGGUUAACCGCUACGAUAUUCUCUCAGACCUCAGCGCAUAGACUCAGAACUCUUCAUCGGGCUCACGAAUUUGUGAAAAACUGGUACAAGCAAUACGGAAUUACUUGUGAGGUUACAGUACGUUUACAGACUUGCUGAUUAUAAUCUUAACAGUAAUGACCAGUUAGUCAUAACUAAGGUAUUUUGCUUGAUAUUUUGGGUUCAUGUGUAAGAUACAGCCCCAAUAACCAGCACAGACAAGUCCUUCACAUGAUUCGUGGGGCCUCUGACAAAUGUUUUAAUUUUACUAUGUUAAAUCUGCAAUAACCCAUCUCAUCAGGGAUGAUGUAUUAUGUAGGCCUGGAAACUCGGAGUUAGCAUUUUAACACUUCUGGUUCCAUCGUCCCAAAUUAGUGGGUUUUUGGAUAAAUGCCUGAAAUAAGAUAUGUGGUGAACACAAGCUCAAGAUAUUUAACGUUUUAUGUUACAACAUAAAAUACAUAUGUAAUACCCCCUUGUGAUUAUCGUUUUUUAAAGGGAUAGUUCACCCAAAAAUGAAAAUUCUGUCAUUAAU
Molecule: messenger RNA, 1631 nt
Organism: Sinocyclocheilus anshuiensis
Lineage: Eukaryota; Metazoa; Chordata; Actinopteri; Cypriniformes; Cyprinidae
Product: transmembrane protein 150A-like
Exons: 7
Coding region: 194-1078 (294 amino acids)
Biological process (GO): protein localization to plasma membrane
Cellular component (GO): plasma membrane
Source: RefSeq, a predicted model, not a curated record